This is a messenger RNA of Carassius auratus (goldfish), 1872 nucleotides long. Its product is annotated as serine protease 56-like. The record is from RefSeq and is a predicted model, not a curated record. Gene Ontology annotation, molecular function: serine-type endopeptidase activity. Gene Ontology annotation, biological process: proteolysis. The annotation marks the transcript as partial. NCBI's taxonomy places the organism in Eukaryota, Metazoa, Chordata, Actinopteri, Cypriniformes, Cyprinidae. The transcript has 7 exons.
UGCUGAGCUGAGAAAGAUGCAAUGAUCUGUACUGACAAUAUUUUAAUGGAGCACAUAAAAGCGUGAAAGUGAUCAAGGAGGUCGGCGUGCCUGUGAUCACCACAUUCGCUCGCUUUGAACUCUCAGGGAGGAGCACAAUGCUCUCAUUCAGAGAUUGGCUGAAUGACAGAUGCUCCCUCUCUCGUUCUCUCUCACCCCCUCCUCUCGGUCUUUCUCUAACGUUAAUGAAUUCAAACAACCCGCCCCCUACCCAUCCAGCUCUCUUUCUCUUACCCUCUUUUUCUCUCACCACAGAACAUUUCCAGCAUUGGCAAGUUCCUCGUGAUUUGCUCUCAUCGUCUUAAUGAAUUCAACUGGGAGUGCAUUGGCCCUGAUGCCCACCCCUCAGGGAGAGGUCCAGUGCUUUUGCAUAUAUCUGGAGGGCUGCUCCAUGCUCUUCCAUUGUUCCAUCAGCUUCUUUCACCAACAGGUCCUCCGAGAGGAAGUGUGAGAAAAAGCUAAGCCAGCCAGGAGGUGGGACGCUUGAUACGAAAGGAGCUGAUUUGUGUCCAUGCACCUGUGCUUUUAAGUGGAACUUCUUAAGAAAAACUCACCUGUGGACAGGUGAAGUGGAAUCAUGGGUGCAAUGUCACUGCUGAUGUUGAUGUUGAUUGGUUGGUGUGGUGGGGCGCCACCAGCGAGAGAAGUGUACAGAAUGCCACAGAGUGCACUUAAAGCGCUGUCUGAUAGAGGAACUGUAGUGAUGGAGGCGGCUCUGUCCCGCGCUCUGUCUGCCGUAGAUGCUGCCGUAUCGGACCGCAGUAAAGUCGAAGCUGGCUGCAGAGGGUGUGUGCCCUGCCUGUUUCAGGACUGUGGACAGCGAAACGGCGCUUGUGGUAAGCUUGAAUACACAUUUUAUUUGACUCUUUGACUUUAAAAACGGAUGCUGAUGGUGGUGGUUACUCUGUAGCAUCUCCAGAGGACACACAGUCAGAGCCGAGCUGUGAGGUCAUAUCUCGCGCCCAGAAGGAAGCUGAUGAAGGAGAGAGGAGCUGGUUGCUGAGUCAGGCCUGUGGCUUCUACAGACAUCGUUGCACACCUGCACAGGUGAACAAAGACCUGUGCAUCAGAGUCAUGGGAGAGAGCUGCAGCGCUCGGGUCCUGCAGUGCAGUCUGCUCAACACCAUGCAGAACCUGGAGCCGACCACACAGACCACAGCACAGGCUGUGUGUGGCCAGCGUUUCGCCGUCUCGCAAAACCUGACACAGCCUCGCUCUCGUAUCAUGGGGGGAUCUCCUGCUCCUCUGGGCAGCUGGCCAUGGCUGGUGAACCUUCGGCUGGAUGGGGCUCUGAUGUGUGGGGGUGUUCUGGUUGACAGCUCUUGGGUCCUCACUGCUGCCCACUGCUUUGCUGGGAGCCGUGGUGAGAGUUACUGGACAGCUGUAGUGGGAGAGUUUGACCUCACAAAAACUGACCCUGAUGAGCAGAUCAUGAAAGUCAAUCGCAUCAUCGCUCAUCCAAAGUUUAACCCAAAGACAUUUAAUAACGACAUUGCCCUGGUAGAGCUGAGUUCUCCAGUUAUUCUGUCUGAACGGGUCACACCUGUCUGCUUGCCCUCUGACCUCGAUCCACCGGCUGGUACACCCUGCUUGGUGGCCGGCUGGGGCUCUUUGUAUGAGGACGGACCCUCUGCAGAUGUGGUGAUGGAGGCAAAGGUGCCCCUGCUGACUCAGAGCACCUGUCACAGUGCACUGGGGAAGGAGCUGCUCACGAACACCAUGUUCUGCGCUGGGUACCUGUCUGGAGGCAUUGACUCAUGCCAGGGUGAUUCUGGAGGGCCGUUGAUCUUCCAGGACAGUUUAUCAGGACGGUUUCAACUGUUUGGCAUCACC